This is a messenger RNA of Triticum turgidum subsp. durum (durum wheat), 528 nucleotides long. The record is from the annotation of a GenBank genome assembly. Lineage: Eukaryota; Viridiplantae; Streptophyta; Magnoliopsida; Poales; Poaceae.
AUGGAGUUGAUAAAUGCUAACCCUGUGAUUCAUGAGAAAAGGGAGAGGCGCAUCCGGCAGGCACCAGAAAACAUAGAUGAAAAUGCACCAGAGGCCAUAGACCAGCUUGAAAUAUUUGAUAUCCUCUAUUGUUUUUCCUUUAUAUAUGGAUCUAGUAGCUUGCUUUCUUGCUAUACUUUAUUGUCAGACAUAAAGGACCCAGAACAUCCAUACUCAUUGGAAGACCUUAAUGUGGUAAAUGAAGACUCAGUCGAAAUCAAUGAUGAACUUAGUCAUGUCAGGGUUACUUUCACCCCAACAGUGGAGCAUUGCAGUAUGGCCACUAUCAUUGGCCUUUGCUUACGUGUGAAGCUCAUGCGGAGUCUUCCACCUCGUUACAAGGUGGACAUACGGUUGACGCCUGGAUCACAUGCAACUGAAGCUGCCGUGAACAAGCAACUGAGUGACAAAGAACGCGUCGCGGCCGCGCUGGAGAAUUCAAACCUGCUGGACAUAGUGGAGGAGUGCCUGUCACCGACGCUCGGCUGA